AUGGCGGCGCUGGGGGCGCUGGUGAAGAAGGCGUGGAGCGUGCGGAGGUUCGUGGUGCUGCUGUGCGCGCCGCUGGCGCUGGUGCCCAUCCUGCUCAGCCUCCCCCCCAAGGAAGGAAGAUGUCUCUAUGUGAUCCUGCUGAUGGCCCUGUACUGGUGCACCGAGGCUCUGCCCUUGGCUGUGACAGCUCUGCUGCCCAUCGUCCUCUUUCCCUUCCUGGGGAUCCUCCCAUCUAACAAAGUUUGCCCACAGUACUUUUUAGACACCAAUUUCCUGUUCCUCAGUGGUUUAAUCAUGGCCUCGGCCAUAGAGGAGUGGAAUUUACACCGCAGGAUUGCUCUCCGGGUGCUCAUGUUGGUGGGAGUCCAGCCAGCCAGACUGAUCUUAGGGAUGAUGUUGACAACGUCUUUCCUGUCCAUGUGGCUAAGUAAUACUGCCUCCACUGCUAUGAUGCUUCCAAUUGCAAAUGCAAUUUUAAAAAGCCUCUUUGGGGAGAAAGACACAUCUAAGGAUAUGAACAGGGAAAAUGAAGAAAACCAAGCAUCUUUACAGCAGAAUAAACUUUACACUGUACCAACUGAGAUGCAGUUUCUGGCAAGUACUGAGGACAAAGAUCUGGCGGAGGAGAAGGAGCUUUCCAGUGAUGCUCUCUCAGACUUAAAGAAGGAGGAGGAAUACAAAACCAACAUAUGGAAAGGUUUCCUCAUCUCAAUCCCAUAUGCAGCCAGCAUCGGAGGUACAGCAACGCUGACAGGAACUGCACCAAACCUCAUCCUUCUGGGACAGCUGAAGAGUUAUUUUCCAGAAUGUGAUGUGGUGAACUUUGGUUCUUGGUUUAUGUUUGCAUUUCCUUUAAUGCUGAUUUUUCUUCUCAUGGGAUGGCUAUGGAUCUCCAUCCUGUAUGGAGGAAUUAACCUGAGGGGCUGGAAAACAAAAAAGUCAAAUAUAAGAGUGGAUGCAGAAGCCCGAGCCAAGGAGGUGAUAAAGGAGGACUAUCAGAAACUGGGUCCAACAAAGUUUGCAGAACAGGCAAUUUUCUUCUUUUUCUGCAUGUUUGCAAUCAUGCUGUUCUCCAGGGAUCCCAAAUUCAUUCCAGGCUGGGCAAGCUUGUUUGCACCAGGGUUUAUCUCAGAUGCAGUUACAGGAAUCACCAUUGUGAUUAUACUGUUCUUCUUCCCUUCACAAAAACCUUCCUUCAGGUGGUGGUUUGACUUGAAAGCACCAAACACAGAGACCCAGCCCUUGCUGACUUGGAGGAAGGCCCAGGAGACCGUGCCCUGGAACAUCAUCCUGCUGCUUGGAGGAGGCUUUGCCAUGGCCAAGGGCUGUGAGGAGUCUGGCUUGUCUGUGUGGAUAGGAGGCCGUCUGCAUCCCUUGGAGGGUGUGCCACCUCCCGUGGCUGUCAUCCUCAUCACGGUUGUCAUUGCCUUGUUCACAGAGUUUGCCAGCAACACUGCCACUAUUAUCAUCUUUCUGCCUGUCUUGGCAGAGCUGGCCAUUCGUCUGAAAGUGAAUCCCCUCUAUUUAAUGAUACCAGGAACUAUAGGAUGCUCCUAUGCAUUCAUGUUGCCAGUCUCAACACCUCCCAACUCAAUUGCAUUUUCCUCUGGACAUUUGAUGGUCAAGGAUAUGGCAAGAACUGGGUUGCUCAUGAAUCUAAUGGGAGUUCUGCUUCUUAGCUUGGCUAUGAACACAUGGGCCAAGAGCAUCUUCCAGCUGGGGACCUUCCCUGCAUGGGCCAACAUCCAUGCAGAAAAUGCCACCUCACUUGUGACAGCUGUAGAAAAUGUCACUUUAAGUGCACUAAAUAAAAUAUGAACAAAGC
This is a messenger RNA of Pyrgilauda ruficollis (rufous-necked snowfinch), 1825 nucleotides long. RefSeq names its product solute carrier family 13 member 3 (gene SLC13A3). Gene Ontology annotation, biological process: monoatomic anion transmembrane transport; citrate transport. The coding region runs from base 1 to 1818 and encodes 605 amino acids. NCBI's taxonomy places the organism in Eukaryota, Metazoa, Chordata, Aves, Passeriformes, Passeridae. The record is from RefSeq and is a predicted model, not a curated record. The transcript has 13 exons. Gene Ontology annotation, molecular function: citrate transmembrane transporter activity; sodium:dicarboxylate symporter activity; succinate transmembrane transporter activity. Gene Ontology annotation, cellular component: membrane.